Molecule: messenger RNA, 549 nt
Organism: Rattus norvegicus (Norway rat)
Lineage: Eukaryota; Metazoa; Chordata; Mammalia; Rodentia; Muridae
Source: RefSeq, a predicted model, not a curated record
GCUGCCGCUGCUCCCGCUGUCACCGCCUCCGAGAACAUGGCUGUGCCUCCCACAUACACUGAUCUUGGCAAGCCCACCAGGGAUGUCUUCACCAAGGGCUACGGCUUUGGCUUAAUAAAACUUGAUUUGAAAACGAAGUCCGAGAAUGGAUUGCAAUUUACUAGCUCAGGCUCUGCCUACACGGAGACCACCAAAGUGAACGGCAGUCUGGAAACCAAGUACAGAUGGACCGAGUAUGAACUGACGUUUACUGAGAAGUGGAACACAGACAACACCCUGGGCACUGAGAUCACCGUGGAAGACCACCAGCUUGCUCGUGGACUGAAGCUGACCUUUGAUUCAUCUUUCUCACCUAACACUGGGUCUCUUCUGGUAAAUGGAGCCACCAAACUCCGUCCCAUCGUUCACAUUAAUAUGAAGCUGGAAUUCGUCCGUCUUGUAGCCAACUGCGAGGUUGCUCUGGGUCACUCAGGACUUCGAGGUCUCCAAAUUCAUCUGGUAGCCACCCAGUCAACCCUCAUAGCCAAGCACCAGAGCACCCCGGAUUGA